Messenger RNA from Benincasa hispida (wax gourd), 4665 nucleotides. RefSeq names its product ABC transporter G family member 29-like. Gene Ontology annotation, molecular function: ATP hydrolysis activity; ATP binding; ABC-type transporter activity. Lineage: Eukaryota; Viridiplantae; Streptophyta; Magnoliopsida; Cucurbitales; Cucurbitaceae. The record is from RefSeq and is a predicted model, not a curated record. Gene Ontology annotation, cellular component: membrane.
AUGGAACGGCGGACUAGUCGCAAUUUCAGCCGGAGUAUUAGCCGGAGUUUCAGCCGGGCAAGCUGGAGCAUGGAAGAUGUGUUUGCUAAUGGGAACCCUUCACGCAGAAGCUCUCGAGUCGAUGAAGACGAAGAGGCUCUGCGUUGGGCCGCCAUUGAAAAGCUUCCCACUUACGACCGUCUUAGAACCAGCAUCUUGCAGUCCGUUAAUGAACCCGACCCUCGACUCGCUGGAAACUUACCGCUUCAUAAGGAAGUUGACGUUCGGAAACUCGGCGUUAAUGACCGCCAGGAUUUUAUUGAUCGGAUUUUUAAAGUUGCAGAGGAGGAUAAUGAGAAGUUCUUGAGGAAGCUGAAGAACAGAAUUGACCGAGUUGGAAUCCGACUUCCUACAGUAGAAGUGAGAUUCGAACAUCUGACCAUUGAAGCAGAUUGUCAUGUCGGGAACAGAGCUUUACCGACGCUGCCGAACGUGGCAAGGAACAUGGUGGAAUCGGCCAUUAGUUUGCUUGGAAUAAAAUUGGCUAAACAAACCAAACUCACCAUCCUUAAAGAUGCCUCUGGCAUUGUCAAACCAUCCAGGAUGACCCUUUUGCUAGGUCCCCCAUCCUCAGGCAAAACAACUCUCUUGUUGGCUUUGGCAGGAAAAUUAGACCCAAGUUUAAAGGUGAAGGGAGGAGUGACCUACAACGGGCACAAAUUGAAAGAAUUUGUUCCACAAAAAACGUCGGCUUACAUUAGCCAAAACGAUGUUCACAUUGGAAUUAUGACGGUCAAAGAAACCCUCGAUUUCUCUGCUAGAUGUCAAGGAGUUGGGACUCGUUAUGAACUCUUGAGUGAGCUUGCUAGAAGAGAAAAGGAUGCAGGGAUCAAACCAGAGGCAGAAGUAGACCUUUUCAUGAAGGCAACCGCCAUGGAAGGAGUUGAGAGCAGCCUCAUUACUGACUACACUCUCAAAAUACUUGGACUUGACAUUUGCAAAGACACCAUUGUUGGAGAUGAAAUGAUAAGGGGUAUAUCUGGUGGACAGAGAAAAAGAGUCACCACAGGAGAGAUGAUUGUUGGACCCACAAAGACAUUAUUUAUGGAUGAAAUAUCAACGGGUCUUGAUAGUUCAACAACUUAUCAAAUAGUGAAAUGCCUACAACAGAUUGUGCACUUAACCGAGGGUACAAUUUUAAUGUCCCUACUCCAGCCUGCUCCUGAGACGUUCGAUCUUUUUGAUGACAUCAUCCUCGUAUCGGAGGGUCAGAUCGUUUAUCAGGGCCCACGUGACCACAUCGUUGAAUUCUUUGAAUCGUGCGGCUUCAAAUGCCCCGAAAGAAAAGGGACCGCUGAUUUCUUACAAGAGGUUACUUCAAGAAAAGACCAAGAACAAUAUUGGGCUGAUCGGAGAAAGCCGUACCGGUACGUUCCGGUAUCGGAGUUCGCCAGCCGAUUCAAGCGUUUCCAUGUCGGUUUGAGGUUAGAAAACGAGCUCUCUAUCCCUUACGAUAAGUCUCGUGGUCAUAAAGCUGCUCUGGUUUUCUCUGAGAAUGUCGUCCCCAAAAUGGAGCUUCUCAAAGCUUGCUUCGAUAAAGAAUGGUUGUUGAUGAAGCGAAACUCGUUUGUUUACAUCUUCAAAACUGUUCAAAUCAUUAUCGUUGCCAUUAUAGCAUCCACGGUGUUCUUAAGGACGAGAAUGCACACCAGAGAUGAAUCGGAUGGGGCUGUGUUUAUUGGGGCUCUUUUGUUUUCUUUGGUUAGUAAUAUGUUUAAUGGAUUCUCUGAGCUUGCAAUGACUAUUUCAAGACUUCCUGUGUUUUACAAGCAAAGAGAUCUUAAGUUUCACCCUCCAUGGACUUACACUAUCCCUACUGUCAUUCUUGGAAUACCCACUUCGCUUCUUGAAUCUGUUGUUUGGUUGCUGGUUACAUAUUACACAAUUGGAUUUGCUCCUGAGGCUAGCAGGUUCUUCAAGCAAUUGUUGUUGAUAUUUCUUGUGCAACAAAUGGCAGCUGGAGUGUUUAGACUCAUUGCUGGAAUUUGUAGGAGUAUGAUCAUUGCUAACACUGGAGGGUCAUUGAUUCUUCUACUUAUAUUCUUGUUGGGUGGUUUUAUCAUUCCUAGAGGUGAAAUUCCAAAGUGGUGGAUAUGGGGUUACUGGAUUUCACCCCUGACUUAUGGUUUCAAUGCUAUAACUGUUAAUGAAAUGUUUGCCCCUAGGUGGAUGAAUAAGAUGAUUCCAAAUACUACUGUUAGUUUGGGUGUGAAGGUGCUACAAAAUUUUGAUGUUUUUCCCAAUAGGAAUUGGUAUUGGAUUGGCAUUGCAGCUAUUAUUGGAUUUGCAAUUCUCUUCAAUAUUCUUUUCACCAUUUCACUUACCUAUCUUAAUCCACUCACAAAGCAUCAAGCAAUAAUGUCUGAAGAAACAGCAUCGGAGAUGGAGGCUAACCAAGAAGAUUCACAAGAACCUAGACUAAGAAGACCCAUGUCGAAAAAAGAUUCAUUCCCUCAAUCGUUAUCAGCUUCAGAUGGAAACAAUACAAGAGAAAUGAACAUGCAAAGAAUGAGUAGUAAAUCUAAUACCAAUGGAUUAAAAAGAAAUUCAAGUUCCUUAAUUGAAGAGACCAAUGGUGUUCCAGCCAAGAAGGGAAUGAUCCUUCCUUUUAGUCCUCUUGCUAUGUCCUUUGACACUGUAAAUUACUACGUGGACAUGCCUCCUGAAAUGAAAGAGCAAGGAGUCACAGAAGAUAGGCUCCAACUUCUUCGUGGAGUUACGGGUGCUUUUCGUCCUGGAGUCCUUACUGCACUAAUGGGUGUUAGUGGUGCUGGAAAAACAACUUUGAUGGAUGUUUUAGCAGGAAGAAAAACUGGAGGUUAUAUUGAAGGGGAUGUCAGAAUUUCAGGGUUCCCUAAAAAACAAGAAACUUUUGCAAGAAUUUCUGGAUAUUGCGAGCAAAAUGAUAUCCACUCUCCUCAAGUCACAAUUCGAGAGUCCUUAAUUUACUCUGCUUUCCUUAGGCUCCCAAAAGAAGUCAGCAAAGAGGAAAAAAUGGUCUUUGUGGAUGAGGUGAUGGACUUGGUGGAGUUAGACAGCCUUAAGGAUGCUAUAGUAGGGCUGCCAGGAGUUACAGGGUUGUCAACCGAACAGAGAAAAAGAUUGACAAUUGCCGUGGAACUUGUUGCUAACCCCUCAAUCAUUUUCAUGGAUGAACCGACCUCCGGUCUUGAUGCUAGGGCAGCUGCCAUUGUCAUGAGAGCUGUUAGAAACACUGUGGAUACUGGAAGAACAGUGGUUUGCACUAUUCACCAACCUAGCAUUGAUAUAUUUGAAGCCUUUGAUGAGUUACUAUUAAUGAAAAGAGGAGGCCAAGUGAUCUACUUUGGACCUUUGGGUCGCAAUUCUCAAAAGAUCAUCGAGUAUUUCGAGUCAAUUCCUGGAGUGCCCAAAAUCAAAGAGAAGUAUAAUCCAGCUACUUGGAUGUUGGAAGUAAGCUCUGUAGCCGCUGAAGUUCGUCUCAGCAUGGACUUUGCUGAACAUUACAAAUCAUCAUCCUUGUAUAAGCGAAACAAGGAACUAGUAACAGACUUAAGCACACCUCCACCUGGAGCCAAGGACCUGUAUUUCGAGAGUCAAUACUCACAAUCGGCAUGGGGGCAGUUGAAAUGUUGCCUUUGGAAACAAUGGUGGACUUACUGGAGAAGUCCUGAUUACAACCUUGUCAGAUACUUCUUCACCUUGGCUGCUGCUCUCAUGAUUGGAACAGUUUUCUGGAAGGUUGGCACCAAAAGGGAUAGUUCAACCGAUCUCACCAUGGUCAUCGGGGCCAUGUAUGCCGCUGUAUUAUUUGUUGGAAUCAAUAAUUGCCAAACUGUACAACCCAUAGUUUCAGUGGAGAGAACUGUAUUCUAUAGAGAAAGAGCUGCAGGAAUGUAUUCUGCUUUGCCUUAUGCCCUUGCACAGGUGUUGGUAGAGAUCCCAUUCAUUCUUGUUCAAACAACAUACUAUACUCUUAUUGUGUACUCCAUGGUCAGCUUUCAAUGGACAGCUCCAAAAUUCUUCUGGUUUUACUUCAUCAACUUCUUCUCCUUCCUCUACUUCACAUACUAUGGCAUGAUGACUGUGUCCAUUACACCAAACCACCAUGUAGCAGCCAUAUUUGCAGCAGCUUUCUAUGCACUCUUCAACCUCUUCUCUGGAUUCUUCGUCCCAAGACCGAGAAUUCCCAAAUGGUGGGUGUGGUAUUAUUGGAUCUGCCCUAUUGCAUGGACCGUGUACGGGUUGAUCAUAUCGCAGUAUGGAGAUGUUGAGAAGACCAUAUCGGUGCCUGGAUCAUCUGAUAAAAUUGCUAUAAAAUCUUACAUUGAAAGCCAUUUCGGUUAUGAUCCUAACUUCAUGGGACCAGUUGCAGGAGUUUUGGUGGGUUUUGCAGCCUUCUUUGCAUUCAUAUUUGCGUAUUGCAUAAAGACGUUGAACUUCCAAUUGAGGUAGAAAAGAGCAGCUAGUGAAAGACAGCCUCUUCAUAAUGCAAUCUUCUAUAUAUAUAUAGCCAAUUCUUGUAAAUAUAUAUAGUAUAAGUGUAAUGAAGAUCAUGUUCGAUCAUUCUAAAAGUUUUGAUGUAGUUGUAUGUUUAAAUGUAAAGGGUGUUGGAUUGUCUUAAAUUAAAGGAAACAUAUACUACAA